Messenger RNA from Aspergillus heteromorphus CBS 117.55, 762 nucleotides. RefSeq lists its product as uncharacterized. The record is from RefSeq and is a predicted model, not a curated record. The coding region runs from base 1 to 762 and encodes 253 amino acids. The transcript is spliced from 2 exons. Lineage: Eukaryota; Fungi; Ascomycota; Eurotiomycetes; Eurotiales; Aspergillaceae.
AUGGUUACCUACAAAGAUACCUACGCUUCCAGCGAGGAUAAUUUUUCCGACUUUUCGACCGAGUGUUCUAGCGUGGACUUCUCGGACAGGAGCUUGUGUAAUGAGGAUGUCUGGUUCGAAGAUCCCUCCGACAAAGAGUCUUCUAGAGAGUAUUAUUCUAGGACUGACGAAAUGAAAAGUCUCCCUCGUGCAAGAGCUCCGAGUGAGGGAUCCCUGAGCGGAUACAGUUGCAGCAGAGAAAGCUUCAGCGGAGAGAGCUGCGGCUGGGAUAGUUGGGACGAAGAUUCCUGUACUGGCAGUCUUUCGGGCGAGGAAGCUGCGAACAACGGCCUCGAGUCCAAAGAGCAGCAAAGCGAUGGAUCUGAAAACGAUGGGGCUGUUCACAGCGAAGUCCAGCUACCUCCAGGAAGGUUGAAGGAUAAUAUUGAACCACAGGAGCUGCUCGGAGACGAGGGCAGAGAAGAGGUAUCCCUCAUGACGGAGUCACUGUGCGACACCUUUCCAUUGAUGGCACAAUACUAUCAGACCUACUUGAAGGACACCGAUUGGCGUCGCAACAUCCGCAUUGGGGCUGGCCUAAUGGCACUAGUUGUUGGAUCUGAUUUUCCGCCCCUGGGCUUUGCUGCAGCUUGCAUAUGUUCCAUGGCCAUUCUCAGCAGCCCGAAGGAGAGAGAGAGGUUGAGAACAGAGUUGAAACUCAUGUCUGAGGAGGAGGAAGAGGAGGAGGAGUGGUUCCCAGCUCUGGAGUCGCUUGAUGAAUAA